AUGGCGGAGCGGCUGGAGAAGGUGCCCAUCGCCUCGGCGGGGCCGGAGGACGUCGAGCGGUGCCCGCUGCCCCCUGCAUACUUCACUGUGAUGGCCAAGCCCGCCAGCACCGGGCAGCUGCUCAGGAUCGGGGCCAUGGUGCUCGUCGGUGGAGCCAUCCUCCUCCUGCUGGGAGCCAUGGGAGCCUCCUACUACUGGAAGGGGAACGACAAGGAGGUCUACAAUGUACACUAUACGAUGAGUGUUAAUGGGCAAGUCCAAGAAGGUUCCAUGGAAAUAGAUGCGAGGAACAACCAGGAGACCUUUAAAACUGGAAGUGGGAAGGAAGAGGCUAUAGAAGUUCAUGAUUUUCAGAUUGGUAUAACCGGCAUCCGUUUUGCUGGAGGAGAGAAAUGCUACAUUAAAGCCCAAGCGAAAGCUCACAUUCCCGAAGUCAAUGCGAUGACAAAAGAGAGUCUCUCUUUUGACCUGGAAGAUGAAGUUAUGGCAGCUCAAUUCGAUGAAAACUCCCUGGUGUGGGUUGCUGCCGACCAGCCCAUAAAGAACAGCAAUUUCCUGAGUCCUAAAAUUUUAGAGCUCUGCGAAGAUCUCCACAUUUUCUGGCUUCGACCUUCCUAUCCGAAAGCUGGGCAGAGAAGGAAGAGGGGGGCUGCCCGGAAGGCACGCCAGACCCAGCCCGAUGCAAACCUGGACAAACUUGAAGCAGCUGCCGAGGAAGUAACGACGAGGCCACGCUCUACCCCACGGGCUGAGCCAAGCAGACCACCCUCAAAUGCCACCCAACCUCCUGGGAGAGAGAUCAGGCCAGCUUUUAAUCCGGAUAAUCCUUACCAUCUGGAAGCGGGUGAAGGGAUGAGCUUUGACCCGCGGCUGGAGCACGACGGGGUCUGCUGCAUCGAGUGCAGGCGGAGUUACACACAUUGUCAGCGGAUCUGUGAACCUCUCCUGGGCUACUACCCGUGGCCGUAUAAUUAUCAAGGAUGCCGCUCCGCUUGCCGGCUUAUCAUGCCCUGCAGUUGGUGGGUUGCCCGCAUCUUGGGCAUCGUAUGAAGCAGAGGGAAGCGCUCGAAGCAGCCCGGACUACAAAUCCAAGUGGGAGUAGACCUUGAAAAAUGUGGCUGAAAAGUCCCGACUCAUUUUCUCUCCAUGUGUGUUAAAGGAUAAUUGUUUAAAUGCAUCACCUAUUAGAGAUGUAAAUAAAAUUAAACACUUAUGUUAAUAUUUCAUAAGUUUUAAUAAUUCAGAGUUAGACCAAAAGGCCUUUUGUACAAUCUUAUCCUCUUAAACCCUGCUCAAAGUCAACAUUUUAAAGUAAGAUUCUUAAGACGAGAGCCAGAUUAGCUCUUUUGUGUAUGAAUAAGUUUUCCAACAUGAAAGCUCCCUUAGAAAUUGAAAUUCAGCCUCUCCUACCCACAUCUUAUGAAAGAGAUGUGAAAAUCCGUCCGGUUAGUUUCCUAGCUAGACCUUUGCUUUGAGGAGUUCCUUCAACCAUGUAGAAUUUGACAAAUAAAUCCUAACUGAACCUGCUCUCUGUUGUUGUUCAUACAGACCUGGGUCAGGAUGGAGCAGUUAGAAACCAACUAGUUCGCUGUUUCUCUGCUGAGCUGCUGCAGGAAGGGAAGGGCCGUACUGAAGACGCAGACACUUCAACAGAAUUCAGGGAAUUGGGGCAUUCAAGGAAACCCAUCCAGCUUUCUGGAGAAGCCUGGUGACUGCAAGGCCUGGACUCCAGUCCGCUUUGUGGAGCCUGCGAGUCCAACCCCCCCGGGAGCACGCAGUGCUGACGAAGCCAGAUUUCAACAGGUUUCAGCCUUAGAUGGCAUUUUAGUUCUUCACCGUGUGUCCUAUUGAUGCUUCUGAGCAUUCCUAAGGGAGCCCAGCUCUUAUAGAGCAAAUGCCCAUUCGCUUGUUUCUGAAGCAAGCAGACAAAUCAAUAUAAGGAGUGGUCACGGCGUCCCCAUUCGCUCACUAAACCAUGUAGAAACAGAGCAAGUCAGAAGGGGUCUCCUGGGCCAUCUAGUCUGACCCCUGGCUCUGCGCAUGACAUGCCUCCCAUGGGCAUGCCUAACAUUGUCACUGUGGGAGGUGGUGCAAAGAAGCAGCCUGCUUCCACACACCCAGAUGCGGUAUUAACAGCAGGAUGGGAGAGGCCAUAUUGACUGGUACGGUUCCGCCUUCAGGCACACGUGCAUGUGCUGCAUGGGCCAACGGGAUCUAUGUUCCGAUGCAAACAUUUCGCCUUGAGCUAAAUGACUAAAGGCCAAAGAUGCAAAAAUGCCUUUAACUGAAACCGAGAACUGAGAUUCUAUUUAUUAGAUUUGUAUCUUUUUUCCUUACAAUGAUCUCAAAGCAGCUUGCCUUAUUCUCCCCCUGCUCUCAAUCUUAUCCCCACGACACUUCACUUCUUUUCUGUAUGGAUGCUUUCACCUGACCGUAAUAGAAAUCUUUGUUGCUCAUUAUAGAAAAUUUGACAAGUUGCUAAUAAACCCUAUUUGCUUUGAAUUGUGCAUGCCACUAAAGGCUUUCAAACUCUGUACAUUUCAGCAAAUCUUUACUUCAAUUCAACACACUAAGCCUUUCAGCCCCUACAUUUCAAUCUUGCACACACUUAAUUGGAAGUAAUUGGAUGCACUUUUCAUUGGAAGUACACUCAACAUCACAGACUUAGAUAACAUUACAAUACUUUGUUGUAAAGCUUGAAGCUAAAAAAUCUAUUUAACAGAAGCAGUGAAAUCUCCGCUAGUAGUUGCAUUUCAAAAGCGUCCUAUCCAUCACUCGUUUAUGUAAUUUCUAGACAAAUUAAAUAGUUUAAUGCCUCAUUGGACUUGCGUUUACAAAAUUCCAGUGAACUCACUGAAACUUUAGGAGGGUACCACAAUAGGGGUUUUGUGAUGGUGGUUGAAAGAGGAAUUGAUGCUACAAUAUAUACAAUCUUUCAACACAGGUAAACAGAUUCUGCUGUGUCCACUUUCAGAAGCCCACAAAACCCAGAGGGAGGACAGUGAGGCAGGAUAAAAAAGCA
Messenger RNA from Varanus komodoensis (Komodo dragon), 3022 nucleotides. It is a transcript of the gene CNMD, whose product is annotated as chondromodulin. The transcript is spliced from 7 exons. Gene Ontology annotation, biological process: negative regulation of endothelial cell proliferation; negative regulation of angiogenesis. The record is from RefSeq and is a predicted model, not a curated record. Bases 1 to 1050 code for a protein of 349 amino acids. Lineage: Eukaryota; Metazoa; Chordata; Lepidosauria; Squamata; Varanidae.